AUCGAAUAUAUAUAUAACAUACUAAUUCAAAUUGGGCAUAGACAAUAUUAUAUAUUGAACUACGACCGUAUGGCAAUAGACAGUAAAAAGAUUGAUUAGACAAAAUGGCGGUCGAGUCUUUACCAGAAAUAAAAAUCAGUGUUGUUUUUAUUAUUGCUGUUUAUCGGUGAUGACAAAAUGUAAUAAACCGUUAAGUGAUUUAAAUUGAUCUAAGGGCUCACUGUUCUUUGCUAUUGCUAUCUUUAUAAUUAUGUAAGAACAAAGACGCAGAUCGUUUGUGCUCAAUGAUUUCAGAACUUAGACAAAUGAAUAAUAAAAAUGGGAUACUCCGUUUUAUUCACUAUUGUGACGAUCUUGUACUUGAUACGAAUAUCAAGUCAGAAUGAAAAUUAUGAAUGUCCUAAGAAAUGUGAUUGCUUAAAAGAAUACAUUGACUGUUCAAAAAAAAAUUUAGCUUCAGUGCCAAGAAUUCCGAAGUGGGUGGAACAAUUAGACCUAAGUUACAAUAAAUUAACAGAAGAUGUAAUUGAAGGCUUUAAUGACUUACCGCUUUUGAAAAUUUUAAAAUUGAAUAAGAACUCCAUAGCUCAUAUUCCUAACUUUUUACACAAAAAUCAAAUCCUUGAAAUUAGUUUAAACAGAAAUAAUAUUGGAGCUGUGGAUGUUGGACAUUUUUCAGUCAAUAGUUCUAUCACAAUUCUAAGUUUAAACAGCAAUCACAUAAGAGUCAUUGAACCAGAAGCUCUUAACAAUCUUACGAAUUUGGUUACUCUAAGACUGAACAAAAAUGAGCUUGUAUCACUACCUAACCAUUUGUUUAUGCAUCAGACUGCAUUGAAAGUAUUGGAAUUGAACCAUAACAGAUUACGUGUUAUUGAUGGCCUUUUAUUUCAAGGACUUUCAAGUUUAACAACACUUAAAAUUAAAUAUAACAAUAUAGAAAAUAUAAUGGAUGGUGCCUUUUUUGGGUUUAAAUCUGUCAACCUUUUGCAACUGGAUCAUAAUAGAAUUAAGAGUAUUUCUAAAGGCUGGAUGUAUGGUUUAGAAUCUUUAACAUCAUUGUCUUUAUCAAACAACAUAAUAUCUCAAAUUGAUUUUGGCAGUUGGGAACUAUGCACAAACUUGGAAUCAAUAGACUUAUCACACAAUUACAUUAUGAAAAUAGAAGGCCGCACCUUUCAACAUUUGAAUAAUUUGAAUACACUAACCUUAGCCAACAAUAAUAUUUCUGCAAUAUCUCAAGAGGCUUUUAGUCAUAUGGCUCAAUUGAAGAACUUGGAUUUGAAUAACAACAAGAUAUCAUGGACUGUGGAGGAUAUGUCAGGACCUUUUUCAAAAUUGCAAAAUUUAAUGGUGUUUAAUCUAUCAACAAAUCAUAUUAAAUCAAUAAGUUCCAGAGCUUUUGAAGGCCUAACAAAUGUUGUCGAAUUGGAUUUGAGGGGUAAUAACAUAACUUCAAUUCAGCAACAUGCUUUUGAUACUAUGACAAACAUUAGAAAACUAUAUCUCAAUUCUUCAUCAUUGCUAUGUGACUGUAACUUGCUUUGGAUGGUCAAAUGGAUAAAAGACAAAGUAGAACAAAAAUAUGUAACAGCUACCUGUGUUUAUCCUGCCGAACUAAGAGGUGUUGUAAUUUCCAAACUAAAAGAAGAUAAUUGUGGAGAUUCACCAAAACCUAAGAUAAUAGAACAUCCGAAAUCCCAUUUAGCUAUUAAAAAUCGUUCAGCUAAUUUAGUAUGUUCUGCAACAUCAAACCCGUUCAGCAACAUUACGUUUCUGUGGAGGAAAAAUAAUGGUAAUGUGAGUAAUCCAAUGGUUUAUCAAAAUGUAACUUUAUCUGAGAGUGGAAAACCACAUGCUACAUCUGUGUUAGUUAUACCUGACGUGUCUCAUGCUGACUCAGGUAAAUAUCAAUGUGUAGUAAGUAAUAAAUUUGGCAUCACUUACUCAUCACAAGCAAAGGUAAAUAUAGUUACAUUUCCAAGAUUUAUAAAAACACCAACUAAUGUUACUGUAAAAACUGGGGAAACUGUUACAUUGAAAUGUGCCGCAACGGGUGAUCCUUCACCAGAAAUAUCAUGGAAGAAAGAUGGUGGGAAUGACUUUCCUGCUGCAAGAGAGAGAAGAAUGAAUGUGAUGCCGACAGACCAUCUAUUCUUUAUAGUCAAUGCAAAAACCACUGAUAUGGGAAUAUAUAGUUGUGCUGCUAAAAAUCCAGCAGGUACAAUUAUAUCUAAUGCAACUCUAACAGUGCUUCAGGAACCAUCCUUUAUAAGAGUCAUGGAAAAUAAAGAAGUCACAAGUGGUGAAUCAGUUGUUUUACAAUGUAUGAUUACAGGGUCACCUAAACCUGUAUUGAAAUGGUCUAAAGAUGGAAUGCCAUUAAUACCUACAGAACGGCACUACUUCACCGCAGAUGAUCAACUUUUAGUAAUAAUUGGUGCAGAACCCAAUGAUGCUGGACAGUAUGAAUGUGAAAUUAAAAAUGAGCUUGGUUCUAAAAAAGAUAUGAUAGAGCUAAAAGUGUUACCACCGGUGGCUAUAAUGGUUAAAGAAGAAGAUAUGACUGGUAUUAUAAUAAUCACUGCUGUGUGUUGUGCGGUAGGAACUUCCAUAAUAUGGGUGGUAAUAAUUUACCACACCCGCCGACGCAUGGCUGGAGCUGUACCCAAUUAUCCUUCUGAAAGUGUGAAAAUGACACAAAUUGUUCAUAGUGAUAGUGAAACACCUCACAUGUUCCCGGACAAUUUAUCUGAACAUUCUUCUUGUAAAGAUAGUGGAACAGGUGACUCGGCUAAGCAAACAAGCUUUGAUGGUGUGCCUACAGACAGAAGUGAUCAGGUACAUUUUGAAACCGCAGUGUGUCAUAGUUAUUCUCCAGUGCCAGAAGCACAUAAGCUUCUACCUUCCUCAUUUAAACCAUCUAUUCAGGUGUGUGUAAACACCUGUGUUACACCAGCUACUUAUAGUUUCUCUAGUCACAGUGGUAAUGUUUAAGCUUAUGAAAGUAUACUUAUAAUAAAUCUAAGACAUAGUUACAAAUAGUGAUGUAUUUGAACAGAAGUGUCUAUACUUACUCCAUUUAGAAUGUAGAGUUGCUCUUUAGUUAGUAAAAGGUCCUAACUUAGGCAUUUCACAUUGAAUGCUUAGUACAAAAUAUGUGUAGCAAACUUGCCAGUAUUGGUUAUUUGUAAAAGACUGAAUGUCCUUUAUGUAUAUGAACAUUGUUUUAUGUCUAGGCAAUAAUAAUUAUUAUAGAUGUGAACAAAGAAAAUACGUUUAGUAUUCCUUAAAUUAUAAUUAGAUUAUAUUGUGAUUUUAUGGGUAGCUUUUAGUUUUACAAUGAGAUUUCUGAACAGCCUUUUAUAUAGACUAGCCUACAAU
This is a messenger RNA of Danaus plexippus (monarch butterfly), 3384 nucleotides long. It is a transcript of the gene Pef, whose product is annotated as leucine-rich repeats and immunoglobulin-like domains protein 3. NCBI's taxonomy places the organism in Eukaryota, Metazoa, Arthropoda, Insecta, Lepidoptera, Nymphalidae. The transcript has a single exon. The coding region runs from base 319 to 2997 and encodes 892 amino acids. The record is from RefSeq and is a predicted model, not a curated record. Gene Ontology annotation, molecular function: protein binding.